Molecule: messenger RNA, 3306 nt
Organism: Plasmodium vinckei vinckei
Lineage: Eukaryota; Apicomplexa; Aconoidasida; Haemosporida; Plasmodiidae
Product: conserved Plasmodium protein, unknown function
Exons: 1
Coding region: 1-3306 (1101 amino acids)
Source: RefSeq, a predicted model, not a curated record
AUGAGCAAUUUUUUGAUACAAAUUUCAGGGGAUAAUGAAAAGGUACAUAAGGAAGUUGCAAAAAUAUUUUCUGAACAAUUUUUAGAACAGAAUGGAAAUUUAAAUAAUAAAAAAGAUAAAUAUAUAUUAACAGAAAAAUAUGUAGAUACAUUUUUAAUCCCUCAUUUAUAUAAACAAAAUAGUUACAAUGAUUUUUAUUCCGUUAAAUGUGAAUUUGAUAUCCCUAUGGAAAAUUUAAAUGAACAAAGUUCAACCAAUGAAUAUACACCAUCAAAUAAAAUAAAUAUAAACUUAUAUGGAUCUCAAAUAUAUUUUGAAAAUGUAGAACAUGUAGAAAAUGAAACUCGAUAUAAAUCAGACAAAAUAAAUAAUACAACUUCCACUAUUAAAGAAUACAAAAUAAAGAAUAAAAAUGUGUUGUUAUUACAUGGAUUUUUUAAUUAUAGAGACUGUAUACAAAAUGACAAAUUUGAAAAAGGAGAGAAUAACUGUAUAAAGGGUUUAUAUAAUUAUAUUAAAAAUGAUGAUAACACAAAAAGUAAUAUUAAAGAUUGUCUAAAAAAUAUUGAAGGAAGUUUUGUUUUAAUUUAUAUUGAAUGUGAAAAGGAUAACCAAAUAAAUAUAUAUUUUUUUAAUGAUCAAUUUGGUAUGAAAUCAUUUAUUUAUUUUUAUGAGCAAACAAGUAUAAUAUUAACAAAUAUGUAUCCCCCUUUUAUACAUUAUAAUUUCAACUAUACUAACAUAAAAACAAAUGAAUAUAUAUUUAAUGAUAGCUCUAUAAAUGAUCAUGUAAAUUUAGUACAAAGUAAUAAUCUCUCACCACAUGAUAAAGAAGACGACUCUUUAGAUUUAUACAAAACACAUGACAAACAAAACAUACCAAUAAAUAAUAAAAUCGGUAUUAAUAUUACACCAUAUUAUAUAUAUAAAAUUUCUUUUCAUAAACAAUGUGAAGUUUUAUUUGAAAAAAUUAAAAAAGACAAUUGUAUAUAUACAGAAGAUUAUCAAUGGAAAGACGAGCAAAUAUCAUUAAAAAAAAACUUUGAAAAUAUAAUAGGUUUUUUUAAAAAAAAUUCAUUUCUUUUUUCAAAUAUAAAUCAUGAAUUAGAAAUAUCCCAAUUAAAUAAUAUCAUUGAAAUAUUAUGUGAUCAAAUAAAAACAAAUCAACAAAAUGAUGAAACUUUUCAACAUAUAUUAGCAGAAAUAAAAUUAAACAAUAUUUUUAUUAAUCUAUAUUUAAAGUUAUUAAGUUCUAUUGUUAAGAGAAAGAUACAAAUUUUUUUCAACUCGAACAUUUUUCAAAAAAAGGAUAAUAAAAAUAAGUCAUGUAUUUGUCAAAACAAUGUAGAAUCUUCUUUUUCAAAUAAAUCUAUUUCCAUUUUAUUUUCAGGAAGUGUAGAUUCUAUGUUAUUGUCUAUAAUUACUAUACAUAAUUUUUUUAGUAUAUAUAAAAAUGGAUAUAUAGAAUUGAUUAAUGUUUGUUUUGAUGAAAAUGCAAUAGAUAGAUAUACAUGUUUAAUCUCUUAUGAGCAAAUAAAUAAAAUGUUUCCGACACUUGAUAUUAGAUUAUUAUUAAUAGAUGUACAACCAAAUGAUCUGAUAAAAUAUGAAAAAGUUAUUUAUUAUAUUAUGUCUCCAAAUCAUUCUAUUAUGGAUUAUAAUAUAUCAUCUGCUUUAUUUUUUUCAAGUAUAAAAAAUGGCUAUAUUUUAUCUCCUAACUUUUUUAAUACCCCUGAUUGGGAAUCUAUAAAAAAAAAAGUUUUACCUUUUCUUAAUAUAAGCACAGAAAAGGAUAACAUACAAAAUGUCAAAACACAAAAAGAAAAUUCUGAUAUAACAAAUGUAAAUAUCAACAUGGUUGAAAGUAAAACUUCUAGCAAAUGUAGUGUCUGUGAAUUUCGGAUGAACCCCAAUUGUAUUCAUAAAUCCUGUGCAAUAUGCUGUCGAAAGCUGAGGUAUAUAUAUUAUAAGGAAUAUAUUUCAAAAAAAAAUGAAAAUGCUAAAGAAACGGACAAGAUUGACAUUACAAUUUCAGGUGAAAAUCUUUCCCAAUCUAGUCAUGACAUACAAUCUCGUCAUGGCAUGUACCAAAUGCAUACGGACUCUAAAACGGGAAAAGAUAUUAUUUAUUUGCUCGUAAAAAAAAAGAAAGUAUUAAUAAAUUUUGAUAUAUAUUAUAAUUGUAUGGCACAUAAAGAAAAACUAUAUAACUAUCAAGAAAUAGACAACUUGUUUAUUAAUUUUGCAAAAGAGUUGAAAGAAAACAAUUUAACAAAUAAUAGUGAUAAAAAAGAGAAUGCCAAUCAAGAUCUGUGCCCAAGUGACGAUAUUGUAAACACUUUUAUACAAAAAGAAAAAUCAAAUUUAAAUUUGAAUAAUAAAAAUAGUGAAGAACAAAUACGAAAUUUAUUAUGUAGAAAAACUAAAACAGAAAAAAAAAAUAAUAAUGACAAAAUAUAUUUAAAUAAUGAUAUAAAACAAGAAGACGAAGAAGAAAGUUUAAAUUACUUGAGUAGAGAGUUGUAUAGAAAAUGUAAUGGGCUAACUUUGUCAAAAGAAGAAAUCAAAUGCUGCUGUAAACGUAGGAUGCUUAUAAUUGGAAGUGGAGCUGAUGAAUUGUAUGGGGGGUACUACAGACAAAAUAAUCAAGUUAGACAAGAUGGAAAAUUAAAAAAAAAUAAUCAUAAGCUAAAUGAAAUGACAAAGGAUAUAAAAAGAUUAUGGAUUAGAAAUUUAUAUAGAGAUGAUCGAAUAAUUACAUAUGCAAAUAAUUGUGAGCAAUAUGUUUUUUAUCCUUAUUUAGAUAUAAAUUUAAUAAAUUUUUUAUUUUCAAUUCCAUUUCAAAAUGUUGUAAAACCAAUAAGUAUUACAAACUUAUGUAAAAAUCAAAAUAACAGUUUAAUGUUUUCACAAACUAAUGAAAAAUUAAUAAAUAGUGAUAAAAACAAAAUUGAAAUAAAAUUUGAUUAUUUAUCAAGUAAUCUAGAUGAACAUUAUAAAUUAUAUACAACUAUAAAUAAUUAUAAAAUUAGUAAAUGGAUUUUAAGGAUGUCUAUAUUUUUUUUAAAAUUUAAAAAUGUUAUUUUUUUUAAAAAAAAAGCUAUUCAAUUUGGAUCAAAAGCAAAACAUAUUUCAAAAUAUAUGGAAGAAUAUAUUUUAUCAACAAUUCAUAAAGAUCCUUCUUUACUUAGUAUAUACGAACAAAAUAAAGAAGCCCAAUAUAAUAGAGAAAAAAAAAAAGAAAAAAAAAAAGGUGACACUCAGUACACAUUACUUUGUAUUGGCAACAUACCAAUAGCAAAGUAA